Molecule: messenger RNA, 240 nt
Organism: Necator americanus (New World hookworm)
Lineage: Eukaryota; Metazoa; Nematoda; Chromadorea; Rhabditida; Ancylostomatidae
Exons: 1
Coding region: 1-240 (79 amino acids)
Source: RefSeq, a predicted model, not a curated record
AUGGUGAGGUCCGUCUGUCAUAAGUCGACCAGACAGUCACCGCUGAUCUGGACUUUCGCUAUUCCUUCUCCUUAUCCUACAUUCCUGGAGAAACUCAAGGAAUACUCAUUCCUUUCUUCAGAAGAUCGAGAAAGUUGGGCAGAGCUGUGUUCAAGGACGGCACAUCUCGGCGAAGAUGCGGAUAAUCGCGUCAGGCGACGACAUCAGCCCGCCGAUUACGCCAGUAAGUCAUAUGUAUGA